GGCCAGGCCAAAGGGCCUCUCACUUAGGAGCUUCUCCAUUCUGUCAGCUCUCCGGGGAACAUCCAAGGCAAGACGGGCAACCAGCACGGGGCAGUGACUGACCACACAUCCCAUUUCCAGGAACCAUGGAGACCUUCAGCUCAAAGAGUCUGGCACUGCAAGCAGAGAAGAAGCUACUGAGUAAGAUGGCAGGUCGGUCCGUGGCCCAUCUCUUCAUCGAUGAGACAAGCAGUGAGGUGCUGGAUGAGCUCUACCGUGUGUCCAAAGAAUAUACACACAGCCGGCCCCAGGCCCAGCGGGUUAUCAAAGACCUGAUCAAGGUGGCUGUCAAGGUGGCUGUGCUGCACCGCAGUGGCUGCUUUGGCCCCAGUGAGCUGGCCCUGGCCACCCGCUUUCGUGAGAAGCUGCGGCAGGGAGCCAUGACAGCACUUAGCUUUGGCGAGGUGGACUUCACCUUUGAGGCUGCUGUAUUGGCCCGCCUGCUGACUGAGUGCCGGGAUGUGCUGCUGGAGCUGGUGGAGCACCACCUUACGCCCAAGUCACACGGCCGCAUCCGCCAUGUGUUUGAUCAUUUCUCUGACCCGAGUCUGCUCACAGCCCUCUAUGGGCCUGACUUCACUCAGCACCUUGGCAAGAUCUGUGAUGGGCUCAGGAAGCUGCUGGAUGAGGGGAAGCUCUGAGAGUCCUGAACCCAACACAUUCCACCUUGGGAAAAUGUCUGACUGAGAGAACAACAGAUAAUGGGCUUUCUAACCCUGCUCAUCUGCACUAACGCUUUUCACUCUUCAGGCUUCAGUCCUUCCCAAGAGUGCUUUUGGCUCUGAGACCACCCCACACCCAAAUGGCUGAUGGAGAAGGAGCAAUGUUGAGGGCUGAGGCCCCUCUCCCGUUUCAAACCCAGGACAGGAAACAAAACUGCCUGAAAAAGAUGAAGUGAAACUUGGAUCUCUAUUUCCUCCAUAAGGGACGUUUGAAAUAGGAAAUCCCCCUCCUCUAUGAACUAAGAGAAGGGGAUACAGUUCAUCUAAUCCCUCUGGGGACACUAAAGACAGAAAGGGUAAGAGAGUCCUUAGGAACAUCCUAGAACCUCCAGCUCUAGGCAGAGAUGGACAGAUACCAGAGGUUCUAUUCUGGAGUACAGGAAGAAGGGGCUAGGGCAGGGGAGAGUCUCACAGGGGAAAUAAAACUACUAAAACAUG
Messenger RNA from Orycteropus afer afer, 1199 nucleotides. RefSeq names its product TNF alpha induced protein 8 like 2 (gene TNFAIP8L2). Lineage: Eukaryota; Metazoa; Chordata; Mammalia; Tubulidentata; Orycteropodidae. Gene Ontology annotation, cellular component: cytoplasm. Gene Ontology annotation, biological process: negative regulation of T cell activation; regulation of apoptotic process; negative regulation of inflammatory response. The record is from RefSeq and is a predicted model, not a curated record.